UUUCUUUGUAUACAAGUGCCAUGACAGAAAAACAUAUAGCGCAAGUGUGAGUGCAUUGUUAAUAUCAGUUACAGUGUAUCAAAAUUGAUAAAUGGAGCAUUGACCUACUAUAGAGAACCGGAAAAUCUUCUGGUAUUCAUAUUAAAUACCGGUUAACUGUUAAUAUGUUAAUUCAAUAUCAACUUCUCGUAACGUUUGACUAUAGAGAAGAAAGGUUUAAGCUACUCGGCAAUAGAGCGUUUUAAUUAAUGCAUUAGUGUGUUUUGCUUCCCACCCCAUCCAUAGAAAACAUUACUGCAUCUAGUCUAAACAUUUGAAACUUGAAAUAGAAGGUGAAAGGUGAAAUCUAUCUUUUCAUCACAAGUAAAAGUGUAUUGUCAAUUGAGUGCCGAAUUAUUCGUGUUUCAAUUCAACAUUUGCAAAUUAUCUAUUGAAUGACACACCUUUUCGUAUACUUUAUUCUUUCAUCAAUUUAAUAAUCGUUAGUAUACGAAUUUAUUUUAACAUGUGCUAUUCCUUAAAAUUGAAAUUUUGUUGUUAAAACAUUCCAAUAAUAAAGUGAUUCUUUUAUCAUUUUUGCCUGAUACUUGAACCGUAUUGAUUAUUUUCAAACAUAUAUUUGUGAGAUAAAUUGUUUUUAAAAAAACAAAAAAAUGGAUAAUACUGGAUCAGAUGGAACUGGAUUUCCCAAUAAUAGUCAUCGUGGAAUAGGUCGUGGACGUGGACGUGGUUCAGGUGGAAAAACAGAAAAUAAACCCCUGAGAAGACCACAAGAUGCUACAGCAGCAGCUCCAGCAACAGAGAGUGCAGUCAACGCCGAAGUUGUGAAAAAUUCAAAACUUUCCGCCUCGGCUAAGGAAUUUGUUCCUCAAAGUUAUAAUCCUACAUUAGCUACAGGGACACAGUCAUCAUAUAGUGCUCGUAAUCUACAAGAUCGUAUACAAUUGGCUAGACAGGGUCAAUCGACACAAUCUAAUUAUCAACGACGACAUCAAUCAUCAUCUGGCGGGCAUUAUCAACAUUCUCAAUACUCAGGUCAGCAAUCGCAUGGACAGCAAAUGAUGUAUCAACAACAAUACGAAGAUGCUUCUCAAUAUCAAGGUUACAAUUAUCAGCAUGGAAGUCAAGACUUUGGUUAUAAAGAUGGAGGUUCUGGUGAUUAUGUUGAUAAACAUCAGACAACAAGAAGAGAGAUUAACCAUCAAUUAGCGGAUUAUGAAGGGACGUUACGACAUCUUGAUCAUGUAAUGAAAACUUUAACAUUGGAUCCCGGACGAUUUGAUGCAUUGUUAAUUCGUCUUGUGAAUAAUUUAAAACCAUAUUUGGAUCAACCUAGCCAAUCGCAAGAAAUUGCUAGUAUGAUUGUUCAACAGUCAAUCAACGAAACGAACUUUCGAUACAGUGGUGCAAGAAUUUGUACGAGUCUUGUUGCUGUCACUCCCUCUGAGGUUUCACCUUCUAUUUUCAAGAAUAUGCUAUUAACACGUUGUCAGGAACAGACAGAUAUGUUGUCAACUUCUUGGCAACAGGCAAAAAAUCAUAGUGACAUGGAGGAAAAACAAUGUCACGGUUUGAUAUUGUUUCUCGCUGAAUUGGUAAUUCAAAUGGAAUCAGUGUUGGCAGUUUCGUUGGGAAAAUUAUUAGUGCAACUUAUAUCUGGCGUUUUAAUGAAUCCAACACCUAAUUCUGCCAAGAAUAUUUGUCAAGCUUUAAAGCUGGCUGGACCAACACUUGAAAAUGAUUCUAGCAGCAAGAAGGAAAUGGAAUUUGUAAUGCAAAAAUUAACAAAACUUGUCACUGAAGGUCGUGUUGAUUCACACGUGGGACGAAUGGUACAAGGUGUUAAUAAUUUACGAAAUGAUAAUUGGGGCAAUUCAGUGAAAAAUGAAACUGAAAUAAAUACUGAUACUGCAAUUCAACAAUCUAAUGAGCCUGUUUUUUAUGGACCUGAUGGAAAUAUUCUUUCCGCUGAAGAGAGUAAAUUUUUACAAGAACUUGCUGAAUCAACGCCAGAAUUGGAAGAGUAUGACACUGAUACUGAUCUUGAGAACGAGAUGGCAAAAUGGGAUGACGAGGAAGACGAAAUUGCUUCAGCUUAUGAAGAAUUUUUGAAUAUAAGUAAUAAUACAUGUCGAUAGUUGAUUUAUCAAUCCAGGCCAUAAAUAUUAAUUAUUGGAGUGAAAAUAUUUAUUUUCUACAUAAGUGCAAGCUGAAAUUUAUUGAUUUCUUUAAGAAAUGUAUUAAUCAGAGGGUGUCCAUUUUUAGUUAUUUUUUUAAUUUGAAGAGAAUAAAAGGUAUGUAGUGCUAAAACAGCAAAUUAGAUGAAAUAAAUGCAUCAGUCAUAAAUUAUA
Messenger RNA from Leptopilina boulardi, 2351 nucleotides. RefSeq names its product polyadenylate-binding protein-interacting protein 1 (gene Paip1). The transcript has 8 exons. Lineage: Eukaryota; Metazoa; Arthropoda; Insecta; Hymenoptera; Figitidae. Gene Ontology annotation, biological process: regulation of translational initiation. The record is from RefSeq and is a predicted model, not a curated record. Gene Ontology annotation, molecular function: translation activator activity; RNA binding; protein binding. The coding region runs from base 654 to 2138 and encodes 494 amino acids.